Messenger RNA from Verruconis gallopava, 2295 nucleotides. RefSeq lists its product as uncharacterized. Gene Ontology annotation, biological process: transmembrane transport. Gene Ontology annotation, molecular function: transmembrane transporter activity. Gene Ontology annotation, cellular component: fungal-type vacuole membrane. NCBI's taxonomy places the organism in Eukaryota, Fungi, Ascomycota, Dothideomycetes, Venturiales, Sympoventuriaceae. Bases 347 to 2077 code for a protein of 576 amino acids. The transcript is spliced from 4 exons. The record is from RefSeq and is a predicted model, not a curated record.
AAUAGAUACUCUGCUUGACGCUCUUUGCUACAGUCCCGCGAUUAUCGUUUUCCGAGAAAGGCUUACUGAUCCAUUUGCUGGAGCACUCAACCUCGGAAUCGUGCUUGAAAAGCUGAGCACAUCAAGUGAUUGUGGGUCGCUGAGCAAGGACCAGGAUCGUUGCAGCAAAGCUCCCCGCGAAGUGUCUGUGUCACGGGAGCUUUGCAGAAGGCUGAGACUGGGUCUUUUCAACCAUUCUCGGUCGAAUUGCAUGACCGAAACUUCCAAUUUCUUUUCGGGAGCUUGAUCUCUCGCCUUUGAGGUCAAGGGCGUUCCUGUCGACGACCGGCUUUUUGCCUCCGCCACCAUGUCGCUUGCGGAGAGAGUUAGUGUGAUGGAGGAGUAUGAGUCGUUGCUGCGAGACAGGUCGCCGGCCGGCAGCCAGAGGCGGAAAAUGAGCUUCAACCCGAUUGAUGGGUGGACGCCGCCAACUCUACUUGACGAACCUAUUGGGGCCUUCGAGGUACCAAAGGUGAAGCGUAUAGGCCAGGUGGCUGCUGCCGUCUUAUACUGUUUAUUUGCCGCCGGUAUAAUCUUCGGUUACGCUGCGAUCAAACCUGUCCUCAUACGUGAGGGCGUGUACCGAGAUCGUUGUACAGAAAAGGAGCUGGAGGAUAAUGUGCGAGUCUGUUACCUUCAAGAGAUCCACUUGAACUUCAUGUUCACCGUUGCUGCCGUUUCUACAAACGUAGUCGCCCUCCCCGUCGGAACGAUUCUGGACAGAUAUGGGCCGCGUGUGUGUGGUAUCAUUGGGGCCGUCUGCAUCGCCGUUGGCUGCCUCCUCUUCGCAUUCGCAUGGAAUUUGAGAGACUAUGGGUUUGAUGGAUACAUCCCGGGGUACUUCUUUCUAGCGCUGGGCGGACCGUUUGUCUUCAUUUCCUCGUUCCAAUUGAGCAACACGUUCCCAAAGUACUCUGGUCUGAUCCUGGCCCUGCUCACUGGGGCUUUUGAUACGUCCAGCGCCAUCUUCCUUUUCUACCGGCUGAUCUACCAAGCCACGAACGGCACGUUCUGGCCAAAGAAGUUUUUCCUAACCUACCUUCUCGUGCCCGCCUUGAUCUUGACGGCACAGAUAUUCUUAAUGCCCAAGACGUCCUACAAGACGGUCGGCGAACUGGUCGUGCAGGCUGAAGAGGAGGGUGAAGAUCAUCCAUCGGACGACGAGAUUGAAGAUGUAGACGUGCGGACGCGACUACAGGCUGCCCGACGAGAGCGCCGAGAAAGUGUCAUGUCGGAGAUCACGGAACUGCUGGGUUCCAAGAAGGGGCAGAAGCAAAUCAAGAAGGAAGAGCAGAAGAAGAACAUCAGUGGUGUGUGGGGCGCGCUCCAUGGCAAGAGCGCUGGCGAACAAAUCCGCUCGGCCUGGUUCAUUCUCAUCACGCUCUUCACGGUCAUACAGAUGACAAGAAUUAACUAUUUCGUGGCAACCAUUAGGCCGCAGUACGAGUUCUUGUUGCACAGCUAUGAGAAGGCGGUCGUAGUGAACAAUUUCUUCGACAUCGCUCUACCUCUGGGCGGUGUUCUUGCUGUGCCUUUCAUUGGUUUGAUCUUGGACAACUUCAGCACGGCCUUUGUCUUGGGUAUGCUCGUCACCGUGGCCACCAUCAUCGGCAUCUUUGGUAUGUUGCCAUACGAGUGGGCGGCUUAUGUCAACAUCUGCUUGUUCGUCGUGUAUCGACCUUUCUACUACACCACAGUCUCUGACUACUCGGCAAAAGUGUUCGGCUUUGCCACGUUCGGAAAGGUUUACGGUCUUAUCAUUUGCCUUGCUGGGCUGUUCAACUUCUCUCAGUCUGCUUUGGAUGCGCUGACGCACGGCGUAUUUGCGAACGACCCAAGACCCGUCAAUUUCAUGCUGCUCCUCAUCGCAGUGGGCGUAGGCUCUGGACUUGUGGGUUUUGUGUACAAGAAGAGCGUUAGCUCUGCAAAGGCGGAUCUGCGCGCCGAAGCUGAGGGGGCGGAGGAGAGGCUCAUGCCCGGAGCUGGGAAUGGCUUUGGCAACGACGAAGUCCACAGACAGGAUUACGGAACUUUAUGAAGUGUGAUGGGACACACGGCGCCGGGAUACGGCCGAGGUCGUUUUGUUGUUGCAUUUUUGCUUGUCUAGGCAUGAAGAGGGCAUCAAUGUAGAUGGUCUUUGAGAACGUGCUAUAAGCGUCCGUUCUGUCUGGCGCUCAUGAUGCGGCGUUGGGAGGCUUCAUUGCUGUUCGGUGUGCAUAGAAAGAAUUCACUUGCUUCUCCGGCGUCCAUCACUAA